Impatiens glandulifera is the source of this 1291-nucleotide messenger RNA. RefSeq lists its product as uncharacterized. The transcript has 4 exons. The coding region runs from base 396 to 1034 and encodes 212 amino acids. NCBI's taxonomy places the organism in Eukaryota, Viridiplantae, Streptophyta, Magnoliopsida, Ericales, Balsaminaceae. The record is from RefSeq and is a predicted model, not a curated record.
CAGUGUUGAUUAACAGUAGAAUUCAAAUGGAGGGAGGAAACUCUAUAUUUGGGGGUUAUGCGUAAACAUCGCCGAUUCUAGUCUUCUCUUCCAAUCACUUCAUUUUCAUCUCCUUCUCUUUCUCUCUCUAUCUCCUUUUCUCUCUCUACUCGCGGCCGGCCGCCGUCGCCGUCGUCGUCCGCCUUUUGCAGAAGUAGUUGCUCUUUUCAGAAUCGUGUAUGGUCUUAUGCUGAAUCUUAUGUGAAGGAUUAUUUGAAAACCUAACAUAUGGAAGAGAUCUGGAUGAUUAUCGUUUCUCUUAUGACAUAGAAGAUGUUAGGAGGUUUUGUGAUCAGAGUUCAUUUUCAUUUACCUGAUGAGAAUUUAGUGAGAAAACUUUAGUUGAGUUUAUUCAAAUGGAGAAAACAGAUUCAACUGAAAAAUCACCUGUUGAUCUCGAGAGUGGUACGACAAAUCGAGUCUCCAUUGUGGAUGAAAGACACGAAAGGCCGUUGAUGUAUAGUAUAUUGAGAAGUUUGAAUUGUGUUGAUGAUGGUAAUAAUGUGAGUAGUACAACAAGAGAAGAGAGGAUUCAAGAACAAGUGGCUUUCUUUGCGAAAACAACGCCUGAGAAGGAGAAACAUAAAAGGUCUAACAAUAAAAAGGCUUCUAAACCUCCUCGGCCUCCUAAAGGACCGGCUCUUGAUGCAGCUGAUGUGAAGUUAAUUAAGGAAAUCUCUGAACUUGCUAUGAAGAAACGGGCUAGGAUUGAACAUAUGAAGUCUUUGAGGAAGAUGAAGGAGAUUAAAUCAUCUAAGCCUUCUAGGAGUAGCAUAUCUGCAAUGGCCAUUACAGUACUCUUCUUUUUCGUGAUAAUCUUUCAAGGGUUGAGUUCAAAAGUGAAUUCCCAUAAUGUGAGCUUUCAAGGGUCUCCAGAGCCGUCGAUGGCUGCAAGCAGUAUGAUAUUAAUCAAGUUUUUCGAUAACCCAUCUCGGAAUCAUGACAAUACACCCAAUUCGGAUUCUCCUUACUCUGUGGAGCAGGAUUCUGGAUAAAACUUGAUUGCUUGGAUUGAAGAAGGAAUUAAUUUUGAGCCUGAGUUUGUUGUAUGUAUAUAUAUUUGUUGUCUUUAUUAAGCCAUAAACUUCUUCUAACCAUCACUAUUAGAGUAGAGAUUAUGGCUUCUAAUUCAAUUGUUGUUUUUGUACUCAUAUUAGUCAGGUUCUUUCUCAAUCUUUCAUAUGACAUUAGCAGGUCUUUGUUUUAUUUGGAUUAUUUUAGAUUAAUUUCAGAUCAACUUCCAUCUUGUUCA